This is a messenger RNA of Xenia sp. Carnegie-2017, 1858 nucleotides long. Its product is annotated as dynactin subunit 4-like. Gene Ontology annotation, cellular component: dynactin complex. Bases 19 to 1572 code for a protein of 517 amino acids. The transcript has 14 exons. NCBI's taxonomy places the organism in Eukaryota, Metazoa, Cnidaria, Anthozoa, Malacalcyonacea, Xeniidae. The record is from RefSeq and is a predicted model, not a curated record.
AGACAACUGUAAAUUAACAUGGCGGAUAUUUUUUGGUCAAGGAGUGUCUUGUAUUGUUGUUCGUGCAAACUAGCCUCACCGUUGAGCACUUUAUAUUUUUGUCGCUAUUGUGUUGAGAUGCGAUGCCAGUUGUGUGUUUACACAGAGACAGACUCCUACUACUGUCCCAAUUGCUUGGAGAACAUGCCCUCUGCUGAAGCAAAGGUGAAAAAGAAUAGGUGUGCAAAUUGCUAUGAAUGCCCAUCAUGUGGUAAUGCACUCUCAACUCGUGCAACAGCUGUUGCUAUACCAUCAGAAAAUCCGGAAGAAAAAGCAACUGCAAAGAAAGUAUUUUAUCUUGCAUGUGGCUUCUGUCGAUGGUCUACACGAGAUGUGCAAAUUCCUGAUAAAAGCAAUGCUAACAGCGGUUGGCCAGAGCCAGAGAAUCCAGCAUCCCAGCGAAUGAAUGUUUUGGUUGAAUAUUACAAGAAACUUGCUGCAAAGGAACAACAUGAUCGUGAAAAAUUAAAAUUGAAAAAGAAAAGUUACAUGCACAUAACAUCGUCAAGUUUUGCUUUAAAAACUGGAAAUUUGGCUUUGAUGAAGAAAAGAAGCAGUUUGUCGUUGAUGAGAAGUUUAUCUUUGAACAGAGGUAGUGCUGGAAUUGAAGAGGAUAUCAAGUUUGAUGAGCGAUCAAAAUCAACUGAGCAACCUCCGCGCCAGGAAUUGUACAGUGAAGUAGUGAAACUUGAGAAGUCCUCGUCAUUAUUUCAGAUGCUUUCACAACCUGACUUUCAGUUUUCACAAACUAGUGAUUUUUAUCCAAGGCAUAAAUAUCUCAUUGCAAAGCAAUCACAACGUUGUCGGCAAUGUGAACAUAAUUUGUUAAAACCAGAAUUCAACCCAAAUUCAACGAAGUACAAGAUCCAAUUUUUUGCUUUAAAUUAUGUUCCUCAAAUACAAGUAUCAAAUGUGGAUGAUUUUUCCUUUCAAAAGAAAUCACGUGUUACGCUUUCAUUGAAGAAUCCACUUGACUACCCAAUCAGCGUGACACUGAGAUCAGCUCCCAUGUUGAAUUCGAAAGAUGAUGUUUUCGAAGAAGUGCCUGAAAAAGGAACGCAGGAAAUAAAUGAAAAAGUGGAGAUGAAUAAGAGUGGAAGUAUAUCUCUUGGAUCGUCUGACAGAGGAUUGACAAAAGCUCAGAAAAUUCCCGUGGAUAAUAAUGGUGAUAACUGUAUCCUGGAUGAUACUGUUGAGGUACUGCUGCCGUCUGGACCGCUUGAAUUAGCUGCUAGAGAUGACGCAGCAGAAUACGAUGAAAGCGAAGUUACGACUGCAAAAUAUGAAGAUGAUCCGAGUGUUAUAGCGUUGCGUCAGGCAAACAAGUUGUGGUUCUAUAUUGACGUCAUUCCUUUGAGGAAAUCAGGGGAUGUUGAGUUUUCCCUAAUUCUUCAAUACGAUUACCAGACCAUUGUAUCAUCGAAAAAGAAAAUUGGUGUAAGUGAUGAAAACCAAGAGGAGCCGGAAAUUAAAACAGUACCACUUGAACAUCGUGUUCAUUUGAGAUUAGGCCAGAUUUUGAUUCAGAAAUAGUGUCUGGAAACGACAAAGACGAUAAUUUUAAACGUUUUACGAAAGGAAAGUGACGAAUUAUUUAUAAUACAUGAACAUUGUCCUACCAGAAGGCCUUAAUGUGAUGAAAUAAGUGAUGUUGAAGUUUUUUUUCUAAUUGAAAUGCAGAAACUUAUCAAGGUCUGUAUCUUGAAAUAUCAAAAUUGAUAAGAUAUAAGAGUGGCUCAUUUGACUGACUGCUUAUUACAUUGGAGAUAAGCUUGUCCGCUUUCUUAGAGAAAAGAAUAAAAUUACAUUAUGGGAACAA